GCUAAUUCCAUCUUGCCGACCGCAAAACGGCAAUAACGCGCGCCAGGCAUCAUUUGUCUGGCGCGACCCAUCAGUACUCGCCAUUUCUACAGCCCGCAGCGGCAGAACCUUCAGAGUACUCAGAGAACUGCUCAAAGGCUGCACUGCACAGAUUGCACUCUGUGAGUUUACAGCGUACAGCAUCCUGGCGCCAAGCCGUUGCAUCCAGCAGCGUAAAUUAGUGCACCACUCAAUGCCGUCGCCGCUACACCUCACCUUCCAAGCGCUCUUCAGCACGAUCGGCGCCUACCUCGCACUGCUCUUUCGCGCGACGGCGAGGGUCCUCUUCGAGCGCGAGCCGGUCGAGUCCGAGGGCGAACCGGAGGCGCUCGACCUGGGCAUCCUGCGAUUGGACCAGGCCAUCCACCAGGCCGACUUUGAACUGGCGCGCGCGAGGGCCGAGGCCGAGAAUCGAUGAUUGCUAUGAUCGCUCUCCUCGCGGCGACGGCGACCGCGCUGUCCUCGACCAGCCACCGCAUCUACCCGGGGCGUUUGGGCACCGCGUUCCGCAUAAAACAAUGCGUACCCCGAGAAGACGCGCUGGCCAUCGGCGAAAAAGCGCUCGCGCUGCCGCCGUCCGCCUGGGCGUCGGACCGCCACGCGUCCUACGCGACCCUCGAUACUUCAGCGCACGACGUCGAACCCCAGUUCGAUUCGAUAGUCUGGUCGCGGGUCCGCGCGCGCCUGGCUCAUUGUUAUGAGGUUCCGGAGGCGGCACUGUGCCUCAUCGACGCCUUUGUCGUCCGAUACGACGCCGACGCCGGCGACGGCGCCGAGCUGGCGCCGCACCGCGACGCGGGCCCGCUCUCGUUCAACGUGCUGCUCUCGGACGGGUCGGAUUUCGACGGCGGCGCGACGACGUUCGUGGACGCCGAUUUCGACGGCGUCGACGAGGAUGCGGGCGACGCCGUGCUGCAUCCCGGCCAGACGCGCCACGGCGGCCGCCGGACGACGCGGGGCACGCGCAUUAUUGCCGUGGGAUUCGUGGAAAUCGACGGCUUUGAAGUUAACGUGGACGGGUACGACGGCGCCGCGUCGGAGCGCCACCAGCGCGACCUCGGGCGCGCGUCGAACCUCAGAAGGCUGCAGUCUCGGGCGCUGUGUACUACGUUCGCCAGGGUGUGCGCCGAGGGCGCGGUCGUGCGGAGGGAACGUGAGGCGGACGCCGCGUUCGCGUGCGAGAUGCUCCAGGCCACUCCGACGUCGCGCAUCACCGUCGCGGUAUCGACGCCGCCGUCGGACCGCGAAACAAAUGAAGCAUCUGCAGCUCUACGUGAAUAUGGCGUCGUGGUGCUCCGGUCGGUCGACGGGCUGCUUGCUGGUGUUCAAAAGGGCGAUGCCGUGGCCGCCGUCGAGGCGCUCGACGAUCGACUCGCCGGCCGUGGACAGGAUGCCGCCAUUGACGAGCCGACGCUUGCUCGACGGUCGGAGCUCCGCCACGACGUGCGACUGGACGACAGUACGGCGGAUCCGCGCUGGUCUGAGCUCGCUGACCGCGUCGCUGGGAUUGCUAGGCGUGUCAUAGCCGAGUCGAAUCCAGGCGAGUGGGACGUCGCGACGGCGGGCUGCGUCAUUUCGCGCCCCGGCGCGGGCCCUCAGUUGUAUCACGCCGACGGCAUGGACGAAUUCUACAACGCGUUCGUGCCGCUGGUUGACGUGCCCUCUCACCUAGGCCCUACAGAAUUUGCGCUGCGGUCGCACGCGGACGAGCACGCCGUCGCCUACGCGCCGACGCUGGAAGGCGAUGAUCGAUACGAGAAGUGCGCGCCGGAACUUAGAAGAGGGGACAUUGUACUCUUCUCUUAUUCGACGCUGCACCGCGGCUUGCCGAACACUGGCGACGCGUCGCGACCCGUCUUCUACGUUACGGUGGCGCCGCCGGGCGCCGUCGACGCGAUCAACUUCGCGGAGGCGCCAGGUGAUGCUUAAAUUUGUUGUUUAAA
Molecule: messenger RNA, 1982 nt
Organism: Pelagomonas calceolata
Lineage: Eukaryota; Pelagophyceae; Pelagomonadales; Pelagomonadaceae
Source: the annotation of a GenBank genome assembly